UGCCAGUUUAUAUUCUGUACCCAUCUGCCAACCUCAUCAACAGGUUAUAUUUCGAGCUACCCCGGGCUGCUUGCAAUGCCUCUUCAAUAUUUAAAAAGCCAUAGUUGAUAACACUGCCUUGAUGAGUCUGUCGGCGUUGACGACUUUCACCUCAACAUGAUCCGGUAAAGUCUUGGCAGGGGUUCAGAUCGAGCCGCCUCAUCCAACGGCUUCAACCGCCCAUUGAAUGACGCACAUGGCUUUGUUGGCAACCUCACCCCAUCAGGAAUCCAUUCACAAACCAUCACCAUCCUAACACUCUUCCCAUCAGUAUCACCAAACUUGUCGCCAUGUCCAAACCUUGGAUCUUCCUCACCCCCUCAACCCGCGGCAUCUCCCACUCCCUCCUCCACCACCUCCUCCGCACCACCCCCUCCACAAUCCCCAUCCUAGCCACCACCCGCUCCCCCAACCUUCCCCCCUCCUAUCCCGAAUCAGACCGCCUCCACGUCGUAAACCUAGACGUAAAAGAUGAAUCAGCCAUCCAAUCCGCCGCCGAAAAAGCCAGGGAACUGUUCCCGCCCAAAACCCACCACCUCCACCUGGCCCUCACCCUCCCCGGCAUCCUCCUCACCCCCCCCGAGAAAUCCAUCUCCCAAAUCACCGAGCCCAGCCUCCUCGAAACGCUGAGGAUAAACACCCUCGGCCCAGUCCUCUUAAUGAAGCACUUCGUCCCUUUUCUCCCAAAGAGAUCCGCCCCUCUCGAGCCCACAGAAGGUCUACCCCCCCACGCAACUUGGUUGUCUGUCUCGGCGCGAGUAGGCAGCAUGACCGACAACCGCCUCGGAGGCUGGUACUCCUACCGUCUUUCCAAAUCAGCCCUCAACUCGGCCGUCAAAACCCUCGACCUCGAGCUCCAGCAAAAGUCAGCCUCCAAAUGCAUAGCGGUAGGCUACCACCCGGGCACCGUCAAGACCGACCUCUCCCGCGGAUUUUGGUCCGGCGUCCCCGAAGCAAACCUCUUCUCCCCAGACGACGCAGCCGAAAAGCUCUGGAACGUGAUCACUUCCUUAAACCCAUCACAGCGAGGCAAAAUCUGGGACUGGAAAGGAGAGGAGGUGCCCCCUUGAUGUGUGGUAGUAAAUCAAGAUACGCUUUGAUAGAAACAAAACUUGUGCUUUUGUGUAAUACCUCCAUACAGCGCCCCAAGCAGCGCUUAGCUAGAAGCAGUACGUCUAUACAUGAGAAAAGUAACCAGCGACAAACGGC
Messenger RNA from Podospora pseudocomata, 1248 nucleotides. RefSeq lists its product as uncharacterized. The coding region runs from base 330 to 1109 and encodes 259 amino acids. The record is from RefSeq and is a predicted model, not a curated record. Lineage: Eukaryota; Fungi; Ascomycota; Sordariomycetes; Sordariales; Podosporaceae. The transcript is spliced from 2 exons. Gene Ontology annotation, molecular function: alcohol dehydrogenase (NAD+) activity. Gene Ontology annotation, cellular component: cytoplasm.